Ochlerotatus camptorhynchus is the source of this 2358-nucleotide messenger RNA. Its product is annotated as very long chain fatty acid elongase AAEL008004-like. The coding region runs from base 1074 to 1985 and encodes 303 amino acids. The transcript is spliced from 6 exons. Gene Ontology annotation, cellular component: endoplasmic reticulum membrane. Gene Ontology annotation, biological process: sphingolipid biosynthetic process; fatty acid elongation, polyunsaturated fatty acid; fatty acid elongation, monounsaturated fatty acid. Gene Ontology annotation, molecular function: fatty acid elongase activity. NCBI's taxonomy places the organism in Eukaryota, Metazoa, Arthropoda, Insecta, Diptera, Culicidae. The record is from RefSeq and is a predicted model, not a curated record.
GCCGGAGAGCUGCACCUGAACUGCGGAGAGCUUUUAUAAAGUGCGGUGCUGUUUUUAUUCGUACGUUAAUUUAUUGAGCUUCUUCCACCGGGUCGUGUCGCGGAUCUUGCGAAAAGCCCCGCGAAAAAUUCCUCCGUAAGUGCGAGUUCAGAACUUCCAAACCGAAGAAGAACAAAACCAAAACAAGUGUGUUCUCGAGUGCGUUGUAACAUCCACCAGAAAGAAGAUCCUGUUUCUGAUUUCGGGUGAAAAACCUGCUUUGGGAUAGUAGUUGGAUGUUGCGCCAGUGUUAGUGGUUUGAAAAUACGAUCAGAACUCGCCGCCUGCAGCCAGUCGUGAUCCGCAGGUCGGUCGGACAGGAACCGAAGAAUUUUCACAUCAAAAUCCCUGGCUGCUGGAUAUCAGCUGACUUCUAGCGCAGUGCAGGUGUUUGUCUACAUCGAUAGCCCGUAGACACACUACAAGUGAUACGCCGGUUGUAGUUGUUGUUUUUCCACGGAAGUGCAAAGGAUAAACUCGCAGUUGCGCAGUAGUAGCAGCAGUAGCAGCAGCAGCAGCAGUAGCCCCCGUUCGAGUGAUAGAAUCGGGUGAGCAGUGCAUACAAGCUUGACAGUUGUCUCGAAGAGUGAGGAUUCUUCUAACUUCGGUGGAAUUUUGUUUGCGAAUGUGCGUUCGAUUAGUGCAUUGAUUAGCGCGGGGAAACGAUAUACGGAAGAGGCAUUGGUGCUUCCAAGAGACUUGUAUGUUGUAUAAUCAAGCAAUUUGGCAGUUCGCGUGCUCCUAAUGUGAUAAUCAACGAAAGCCUUUAACCAGAAUCGAAUCGAGUUCUUCCACGUGUGUGAUACACGACAGCCUUAGAGUUACCAAAUGUCAAUUACUCGUAGUUAGCGUAAUUAUCAUAAACCGACUGAGCUAAGACGAGCCUGAAUCAGUCUUCGUCUUGCCAGAGAGCGAGAACACUUCCAAUUCAAAGGAAACUACCUUACCAGUGACCGCCAGUUACCAGCAUAACUCGCCCUCUCCCACUAAUUAAGUUUUCACCAGCCAACCAAAACAAAAGCAAAAAAACCAAAAUGUCGGCCACGAUGAAUACCUCCACGACGACCAACUACUGGGACUUCAUCUUCACCGAUCUGGCCGAUCCGCGGACGAACCACUGGCCGUUGAUUUCGUCGCCGGUGCCCGGCCUCACCAUCAUUGCCAGCUACCUGUACUUUGUGCUCAACUUCGGACCGAAGUACAUGGCCAACCGGAAGCCGUUCCAGAUGCAGAAGACGCUGGUCGUGUACAAUUUUAUCCAGGUUCUCGUCAGUAUUUUCCUGUUCUAUGAGGGUCUGGAUGGAGCCUGGCUACGGCACUACAGUUGGCGAUGCCAACCGGUGGAUUGGACCGAUAACCCCCAAUCAAUGCGGGUCGCCCGCGGUUGCUACGUGUACUUCCUGGCCAAGCUUUCCGAACUGCUCGAUACCGUGUUCUUCACGCUGCGGAAAAAGGACAGCCAGAUCAGCUUCCUACAUCUGUACCACCACACCGUGAUGCCAAUGAUUUCCUGGGGUGCCACCAAGUACUUCCCGGGCGGUCACGGAACUUUCAUAGGCGUCAUUAACUCGUUUGUGCAUAUCAUCAUGUAUACAUACUACAUGCUGGCUGCCAUCGGACCCCACCUACACAAGUACCUCUGGUGGAAGAAGUACAUCACUGAUCUGCAGAUGAUCCAGUUCGGAAUGGCCUUCAUGCACUCGGCCCAGCUUCUGUGGACGGACUGCGGCUACCCACGUUGGUCAGUUUGCUUCACCCUGCCCAAUGCCAUCUUCUUCUACAUGCUGUUCAACGAUUUCUACAAGAAGACCUAUGGCAUGCGGCGGGCAGCUCGGCUGGCGGCCACCCGAGCAAAGGCCGAGGAACUACGGAAAGCCAGGGCCGUUGAGGAAAGCCUGAAGGUACCCGCCCUCACCAAUGGAAAACUCGCCGACAAAGAACUGUAGAUAGUCCCCGGACGACGACUACGCGCAAUUGUUGUACGUAACAUGUGAACUGUGUAGAUGCCACCUUUGAAUAGCUAUUUCACAACCGUUGAUUCAUCGAACUUCCUAACCCUUCCCGUUCACCUUUCCCUUUGAAUUCCGUUCAUAGAACAAACUCCUGAAUUUUGCUCAUCGAAAUCAACCUUCAUAGGUACCAAGCCUACUCAUAAGUUAACUGAAAGUUGUGUGCGAGAACCUUCGUUUUGUAAGGACCGUGUUUUUUUUCCUAGCUGUGUAAGGUAAUUUUAAUUUGAAUCUAGUUGAAUGAAAGAGACCAUCUUUUAAACUGUUUUGUGGAAGAAUAAAUGAAUGACAAAAAUGAUAUAAGAACGAA